AUGGACAAUCACCAAGCUCAGCAGGACAACGAGGCUGCUGAUCCUAGGACGAGGCCCUUGCUGCGACCACAACAAAUGCAUUUGGGGCAACUUGUUGCUGAUGGCGGUUUAGGUCCUCCUGGUGCAGCCGAGCAUCGUCAUCGCGGGAACAUCCCGUGGCUCACUAUCCUUGGAUGUUUAUUCCUCACAUUCAACUCUGGAAUGGCCAUCUACCGGUCCCAAGGUGAACGUUGGGCCGUUGCGUUCGUCGUCUUCUCCUACCUGGACUUGCUCCUACUCUUCUUCAGUCUCAGAUGGUACGAGAGCGCCGAGCCCGGUUCGCUAACAAGGGACCGUCUCAAAGUAGUUAUUUGGGUGCUCACGACAGCGCUUACCCUACUAUUUACGACUAAGGUUGCAGCCGUCAUGCCCACCGUAGUGGUCGUGGUAGUUUGGUUCAUGGCCUUCUCCGCUAUUGGAGGAGGCUUCUAUGCAUUCUUCUGUUAUAGUGAAAAAGAGUGA
This is a messenger RNA of Miscanthus lutarioriparius, 501 nucleotides long. Lineage: Eukaryota; Viridiplantae; Streptophyta; Magnoliopsida; Poales; Poaceae. The record is from the annotation of a GenBank genome assembly.